Linum trigynum is the source of this 3099-nucleotide messenger RNA. Lineage: Eukaryota; Viridiplantae; Streptophyta; Magnoliopsida; Malpighiales; Linaceae. The record is from the annotation of a GenBank genome assembly.
ACUAACUCUUCAUUCAGAAAGAUUCUCGUAUUAUUCUUUUUAAUGAGGAUUCUUGUAUUACACGAGGCAUCAUAAGAAUAGAUCUCUUAAAAGACAAAAGAAGCUCUUUUUAUUUUAAAAUAAAUUGUAAACAAAAAUAUGAAAUUUUCUAGCCUUUAUAUUCGUUUCCCUCCUUCCCUCUGCAGAAGCAGAACCCCCCUCCCCGUCUCUCUCUCUCCCUCCCUCCCUCCCUCCCUCCUUCGUUCGUGUUCGUUCUUCCUCACCUAUCCAAUUUGAACAAGAAAAGGAAAGGCAGGAAGGGGGGAAAAAGAAGGGCAGUCCUUCUUUUCUUCUACAGGUGUGUUCUUCCUUUCUUUCUUGUUUUCUCCUCUCAACUGAAACAAGAAGUCCAAAGCAUAAAGAAAUGGGGUCGGAAGGCGAGAUGGCGAGGAAACCCAGGUUCCUGUGCCUGCAUGGGUUCAGGACCAGCGCAGCAAUCUUGAAGAAGCAGCUCACCAUCAAAUGGCCGGAAUCCGUCCUCCAGAACCUCGAUCUAGUCUUCGUCGAUGCCCCUUACCCCGCCGAGGGCAAAUCAGAGGUCGAAGGGAUCUUCGACCCUCCUUAUUACGAGUGGUUCCAAUUCAACAAGGAGUUCACGGAGUACAGAAAUUUUGAAGAGUGCUUAGCUUACAUAGAGGAAUUAAUGAUCAAGCAUGCUCCCAUUGACGGCCUUCUCGGUUUCUCACAGGGAGCAAUUCUGUCGGCUGGACUUCCAGGUCUGCAAUCCAAGGGUUUGGCGCUGACUAAAGUGCCGAAGAUCAAGUUUCUGAUAAUAGUCGGAGGGGCGAAAUUCAAGGCAAAAUCAGUGGCCGACGACGCUUACGCUUCUCCCAUACAGUGUCCAUCCCUCCACUUUCUCGGGGAGCUGGAUUUUUUGAAGCCACAUGGUAAGGAACUGCUGUUACAUUGUGGAGAUGCUGUGGUGGUUCAUCACCCUAGGGGACAUACCAUUCCCAGACUUGAUGAAAAGGGGCUGGCAACGGUGAACGGCUUCGUCGAGAGGAUCCAAAACCUGGUGAAACAAGAAGGGAAGAACACCCCAGGCCCCAACAAUGAUUUUUACGUAGGGGCUGUUUGAUUAGUUGGAGGAUACAUAUGAUUGUUCUUCAUCAUUUUUAUUUAUUGUAUGUCCGAUUACAAUAAAGCAGAUGAAGGACCAAUUAUAUGUUCUCUAAUCUCUAAAGCACUCUCGUACUAAUCAGCUUAUCAAACCGACGGAAAUCCCAAUCAUGCCAGUGCGAAUAUUACACUGAAUUCACUCAGAAUUGAUGAAAACUAGUAUGUUCAUCAGGUUGCUUAGCGCGAUAAUAUCGUGAUUACUCAAUAAUCUUAACAUGAACGUCAUAUAUAAAAUUAUCGUUUACUAUAAUUUAUUAUAAGAACGGGUUCAGAUUACUGGCUGAUUUGGUGAACCGUCAAAACAAUUGCAAUGGAGGGACAAUUCUUUGUUUGUACGAAUAGGGGCACAUCAAAUGGUCUUUAAUAGUUGGGCUGGUAAUUAUAUGUAUCGUCUCGAUUUGACGUAUACUAUUUUAACAAUGAUUAAUAGGCUUUUUUUUUUCUAAAAAUGGAUUUUAAAAAUUGGUUCUUGGCCCAGCUUUCAAAAGUCGGGCUUUCCCGGGUCCUAGCUUUAACUAUAACGUGAACUAAUAUCAUUCAACUCUGAUUAUUAUUUUUAUUUCUCGUUUUCACUUUUACUUUUCCUAGCUUCCUUGUCGACUUUACAUGACUAGUUUGAAUUUGAUAAACAUUUUGUAUAAUAUUUUUGAGACAGUUCGAAUGAUUUGUUAGAAGUUAGAAGUUAGAACCUAUUACGAUUGAUGACAUGUAUUUGAAAUGUGGUGUUCAAUUCUAAAAUUAGUUUGGUUGUAUAUUCUUUUUCUAGUUUAUACUAUAUAAACGAGUCUAUCAAUGGUUAACUAUGAAAUCAUAAAAUAUUUUAAAAAAAAUUCGCUUCAACUUCAGCUGGUUCACGAAAAAGAGCAUAUUACUAAAUUUAGCUAACAAAUUAUUUAAUUGGGAACAAAUAUAUUUGUUGGAGCAAUGAAAUUCCCUGCAAUAUUCGUAACGAAACUGAAAUUUAGUCACGUCGAUUUGGAUGUUGUUAUCAGUAUAUAAAUAGCGCCUAAUUGCUUAAGGGGUCCAGUGGGUAACGAACGAGUCUACCAUAAGUAGCCUGCACGGAUAGUUGUCGCUCAUCCUUACCAUUUAUCUAAGCUGUCGUUUAAGGCGGGUGUAGCGUACUUUUCCUAUAUGUCACGCGGAUAGCCGUCCAUAUACAACCUCAAGUUUAAUCUCACCCGUUGAAUCCUCUCUUCGCAUCGUCGCUUCAUCGAACGCGUUUUCCCCCCUGCGUUUUCCCUUCGUCAAACGGCUGGCGGUUGACAGAGUUUAGGGUGGCAUCGACAUUUCAGAUUCACUUUUUUUUCUCGUGAUUCGCUCCUACUCCUGAUGCAUCUCCUUUUAUUCCCGGCGUUUCUUCUUCAUCCCAAAAUUUGCAACCCUCUACCUCUUCGUUAAGAUGGACUCUGUAGUAGUCUUGGAGACAAUCGCCGGGUUGUGUUGGUCGCCAGAAAUCCUGCCAGAAAAUGCUGUGUGGAUUUCUAGCCUCUUUUCUGGUCAUUUAGUUUCUCUAUCUAUCCUCCAUCCCAAACAUGCACGCACGAUGGCAGGGCAGUUGUUGUAAUUCAGAGGGUUAAGCUGAUUUGCAGGAAGUGAUAAAAAAAAUCAAAAUAAAAUUAUUUUGAAUUGUACGGAUCAAGUUUGAAUACUUAAACAUCGUUUGCUUCGAUUGUGAAUGCUAUAAUCCACUCUCCAGUUCCAGUCCAUCUCUUCCUGCAAAUCUUCAGAAUGAGAGUACCAGAGUCAACGUGAAUAGUAAACCUUCCAAGUCUUCAGAAGGCAAACUGGCCACUGGCAAUUUGUCGAAUAUUGUGAGUGGGCCCACUCCCCCGGAAGUCUAUGGCCCAAAGAACUUGGAGCCCAAGAACUUUGGGCCCACCAACCAUCCCUGGCCUGACAUGGAGAAGAAAAGAAGAAGAAAAAAAGACAAAAUUUCAU